GUCAGCGGUAAAGUACGAGAGCACUUGUCUAAAUGGCCCACAACAGUGGCAUAUAAAGUCACUGAUGCCAGGCCACCGCACGUGUAGUCAUUUAUUCGUCGAACCUGGAAGAUGGCAGUUUGCUGUAAUACAUGUAUAUACGCCUUUUUGAUACUGUACAUUUUGUUGGCUGCUCUCUCGGAUAUAGCUGAUGGCAAACGGUCCAAAGGCGGGGCUCGCAGAGGUCCAGGACGUUUGAGAAGGUGUAGACCACGCCAUAGCCCUGGAAGACGCUGGUAUGACAUGCUAUCGCGGCACCAAGAAAACGAUAACACAGUGAAGGAUAUGGAAAAAGUGCGCGCAUGUCUGCAGGAAGCCAUCGGACCGGCGCCACAAGUCCGACUGGAACCGUUUGUCAACUGGGCGGAGAUCGUGCGACGCGAUCACGUGUUUGUCAUCAAACCUACUACUAACGAAGAGGUAAAGAAGGUUAUAAAGGCGGCCAUGCAAAUGAACUUAAGGAUACGUGUAGCGGGCGCUUCUGCACUGUCCUGGUCAGACCUUUUUCCUGAUAACGGCCAGAUUCUUCUGGACCUCGCUGAUCUGACGCUAGAGAACGGACAGAGGGCCGUAUUUAACCCACCGACCAUGAAUACCCCAUACUCCACUGUGACUGUUGCAGCUGGAGUCAGCCAGGGUGAAUUGGACUCGUUUCUCCUGAGUGUUGGUCAUACUUUGGUCACGGGACCGCGGCCUAUACAGGUCACGAUGGCUGGAGGACUUGGAACGGCCGCUCACGGUGGAAGCUAUGAUGAACCUAGCAUUGGUGGCCACCUGAAAUCGGCAAAACUGUUUGAUGCCUACGGUAGACUCCGGCAGUUUUCGGCCUCUAAAAACCCGGAUGUUCUGCGCGCCUUGAGAUGCCAUCUUGGGUUGCUGGGUGUCAUUGUGGAAGUAGAAAUUAAGGUGGAACCAAUUCGAAUGAUGAAAGUUUUUACGGCGUUUGUCCCGCUCAGCCAGAUGCUAAAUGCAACGUUUGUUAAGGAGCUCGUAACCCGGAAUUACUACGUCGAGGCUCGUUGGGCAGUAUAUAAUUCUCUAACGGAAGAGGAAGUUCAAGAGACGAUCACCAAUGGAAGCGUGCCAACCACCUGGAACAUCGAAGAGGAUCUCGUUUGGUUGAGUAUUGCCCACGUCAAUGGAACCGAGCCUGACCUUGACCUGGAUUUCAAGGUCACUCCCAAUCUCGGUGUGACUCCUAUAUCAGCAGGACAGCAAAUGUUUGAAUUUCUUGCGACCAACCUCUCCAUCUCAGAACCCGUUGUGAUCCCAAAGCCUUUCGCAAUCCAUGGUGUCGACGCCCAUGCCCUCCCUCCCAUGGUUACCAUGGCAUCCUUCAUAAAAGAAACCGAGGAAUUCUCAACCAACACAGUGGCACUUCAAGCAAUGGUGUCGGCGAUAGAGGGCGCUUCCUUUACUCGGGGUAUCCUGCCUGUAGGUUUGGUGGAAAUGCGCUGGGUUAAGGAGACGGACUGCUUUCUCUGUCCCGGUAGAUCAGACACUUGCGGCGUCCCAGGAGAUUCCCGCUACUUAGCACUGGAGGUAGUCGGGCUUGGUGAACCAGUGGAAGCUUUGGAAGGAUUCAAACAAUUCGUUCAGUCGAUUUACUCUCAGCUGGACCAAAUCGGACUCUCUGGAAUGCCACAUUGGGCCAAGAUGGCGGGGCUCUUCCCCGAACUUCGCCAGAAGCUGAACGAUCCCAAUAACCGUCAGUGUACACGAGAGUUCCUGAAGGUUCGGGACCAGCUGGAUCCCCGGGGGAGGCGGUUUUCUAACCACUUGAUGAGGGAACUUUUUAAGUCGGUGCCUAAACAUAAAAGACGCGGUUGAUGUCACAUGCUUUUUAGACAUUAAUGCUGACUGAAAGUGGUGUAGGCACGCACUCUUUUUAAACAAUUAUAAUUUUAAUUGUUAAUUGGACUUUAUAACUCUCUAUGUAUCGAUCUGUUUUAAUCAAGAUAUUGUAUUUCUUAUCUUAUUUUAUUACUUUGUCUUUCAAACGUGUUUACAUCAUUCAGAAUUGAUAUUAUGGACAAGAUACCUUUUUGCUCUGUUUUAAAAUAAACUUUUUAACACUCAUCA
Lingula anatina is the source of this 2121-nucleotide messenger RNA. Its product is annotated as L-gulonolactone oxidase-like. The record is from RefSeq and is a predicted model, not a curated record. Gene Ontology annotation, cellular component: membrane. Gene Ontology annotation, molecular function: FAD binding; D-arabinono-1,4-lactone oxidase activity. Lineage: Eukaryota; Metazoa; Brachiopoda; Lingulata; Lingulida; Lingulidae.